UUCCUUCCCCCACGCACAGCUUAGGUAGAGAGAAAAUCUACACACAGAUACUCUCACAAAAAAUAUGGAGAUCAGAUCAGCCCUUUGUUUCUCGGUUCUGCUUCUCCUUGCCACUUCCAUUAACGUAGCCAUUGCUCAAAGCGCUUCCAACGUCAGGGCUACCUAUCACUACUACAAUCCCACCCAAAACAAUUGGGAUCUGGGCGCGCCCGCCGUGAGCGCUUUCUGUGCCACCUGGGAUGCGAGCAAGCCCCUCGCCUGGAGGCAAAAGUAUGGUUGGACAGCCUUUUGCGGGCCGGUCGGUCCUCAGGGCCAGGACGCCUGUGGCAGGUGCUUGAGGGUGACGAACACAAGGACCGGAUCCCAAGCAACCGUUAGAAUCGUUGACCAGUGCAGCAACGGAGGACUGGAUCUGGACUAUGAAGGCGUUUUCCGCCCUCUCGAUACCGACGGAAACGGAUAUCAGCAGGGUCACCUUAUUGUGAACUACGACUUUGUGGACUGCGGUGACUAGAGCAGCAGCACGAUGAAGACCGUCCCAUCGAAAAUAAACAUCGUGUACUAAAUGUAUCAAAUAAGUGAUAACGUACGUUAUCUUAUCUGUUGUUAUGAAAAACAGAGACUGUAAUAGUAAUAAUAAUUGAACUUUCCAUUAUAUCUA
Messenger RNA from Punica granatum (pomegranate), 661 nucleotides. NCBI's taxonomy places the organism in Eukaryota, Viridiplantae, Streptophyta, Magnoliopsida, Myrtales, Lythraceae. The record is from RefSeq and is a predicted model, not a curated record.